UGACGAAUCUCUCUAUUAAACUCAUGACAAACCUCGCACAUCAAUCUCCUCCCGUCACUCUCAAUGACCGCGGCUCCUGAUAGGGAAGGUCAUUUCCUGUCAAUUAUUGACGGUCUAGUCCUCGAAAUCGACUCCCUUUCAAACAACAUUCGUGAUCUGAAGGAGGUCUUGACUCAGAGACUCAACUUUGCCGCAGAUGAGUACGAAAAACUCGUGACUGCUGAUGGCGGUUCGUCCACCGAUUCGGCGGACCAUAUUCAGAUAGUCAAACAAAUCCGUCAACCAAUCCUUGAAACUCCUGAUCCUCCUUCUUCAUCCCUGAUCAAGAAAGUCCGGGCCGAUAUUCACAACCUUAAAAUGGCGAAUCAUCAUGGUAAUCAGAAGAUGAACGGAGCACGCUGCCCAGUGACGGGUGCAGGUGCAGAUCCUGAAGACAUGGAACUCGAUUUUACUACCUCGGGCAAACAAGGAACAUUAGGUUGUCCCUUUGCCAAGAUGGCCGCCAACGGAAAGUUGAACCCUGCCGACGGCAUCGACGACCCUGUUGCCGCCGAGUUUCAUCUAGAUGCAGCAUCGGUCAGAUCUCCCCGAACAGACUCUCGACCUGCUGGACAAUGUCCUAUUCGAUUCCUCGAUCAACAUUCGCCUGAAGAAAUUGCUCAGUAUUUUGAAAAUCAUAAACAUGAGAUACCACGAAGUCAUGAGAUCUGUGUGAGACGGUAUCAGGGUAAUGAGAACAGCGUGCGUCAAUUGGAUGCGAAGUAUGGCAAUCUCGUCAACAUGAUCCAAGGAUUGGGAGUGAAGCACAAGGCGUAUCUUCCCGAGAAGGACAGGAUUGAAGCCCAGGAUGCUCCUUCUACUUCUGACAAAGCUGUGGAAAGAUGGGCAGAAAAGGUCAAUUCCGAACUUGCCGUCGACAUCGAGCCUUCGAUGUCAGAAGAGGAGGAGGCUCGGGUCUCGCGUUUCGAUAAACCGUUGAGAGAAGUCCGAGUUGGCGAAUCGCCCAGUAGACCUUGGGGGAUUUCUGUUCCACCAGACAAGCCUCGUGCACCAAGUGCUUUACAGUCAGAAGCCGGGGGAAAGAUUCCAGCAACAAAGGCUGAACAGCCAGAGGUACUACAACCGCAACAUCCUCCUGCCAUCUGUCCUGUGGACCACUCGAAACUGAACAACCAAGACAAGAAACCCAACAUCCCUACCGAGGAGAAGCACGAGGAGAAAAUUCAUCAACCACCAACACAGAUCAUUUUCAAUGGUCCUGUCUUCUUUGGCUAUUCAGCCGAACAGGUCGCGAUGCUUUUACAGAGUGGUAAUCUGGGCAAGAUGAACCCGGGUACAACAUGAUCCCAAGAGCUGGGUGAUUUGUAUUUCAUGUAAUUGAUAGUUUGUAACAUUGUAGCGUUCUGAGCGACUUUAACGAAGGAAAUGAUAUCUACUGUACACCAAGUUUAAACAAAGGUCAAGAC
Molecule: messenger RNA, 1466 nt
Organism: Exophiala mesophila
Lineage: Eukaryota; Fungi; Ascomycota; Eurotiomycetes; Chaetothyriales; Herpotrichiellaceae
Exons: 2
Coding region: 64-1344 (426 amino acids)
Source: RefSeq, a predicted model, not a curated record